Messenger RNA from Perkinsus marinus ATCC 50983, 1284 nucleotides. RefSeq lists its product as hypothetical. NCBI's taxonomy places the organism in Eukaryota, Perkinsozoa, Perkinsida, Perkinsidae. Bases 1 to 1284 code for a protein of 427 amino acids. Gene Ontology annotation, molecular function: nucleic acid binding. The record is from RefSeq and is a predicted model, not a curated record. Gene Ontology annotation, biological process: DNA integration. The transcript is spliced from 2 exons.
AUGAUAGAUGUUCCAGCUAGGAUGAUGCCUUUAUCUGGAAUGAAUAUUGAGCUCACUCUGAGUAAGGUCAAGGUGGUCUCUACUUUCUCUCCCACCCCCACCUUAGGCUAUGAUGAGGUUGAGGAUGAGUUGGACGUCGUCUUGUCUUCGGCUGAUGCAUCAGCUAAUGCUGUGUUGGAUCUGCAGAAAGAUACUCCUUCCCUGGAGCCUAGCGAAGGUCUUCGGCAGCUGUUACUGGAUGCUCAGACCGCCGAUCCUCAGUUACGGGAUAUUCUCAAGAAGCUCAGAGCUGCUGAUGGUGUUAUCGAUGGUUAUGAGCUGAAUAAUGGCCUCAUCUAUCGCACGUGUAGUGUUGCUCUAGAUGAUUCGAAUAGAGGUUCAUGUAUUUGUCGUCAAAUUGUGGUUCCUGAGGUUCGUCGAGAUCUUCAGCUUCUUGUGGUUAAAUGGGUGCACGAUAAACAUCGAGGCCAUCCAGGUCGUACUACUCUCACCAGAUGGGUUUCGCGCAGCUACUACUGGAAAAGACUCGAUCGGACAGUGAGGGUGUUGAACAGAGAAUGUGAAGGUUGCCAGGCGAGGAGGAUUGCUGAGAACAGACGUCGAGCACAGUCUCCGCGACCCCCUGGUUGCUCUGUGAAAUAUGAGCCGUUUGCGAUAGCUUACUUCGAUGUGAUGGGCCCCUACCAGCUCUCUAAGGAGGAAGAUGGUGACCCUAAGAAGGUGUAUGUAUUUACCCUCUCUUGUCAUUCAUCCAAGUUUGUGAAGUGUGAGCCUGCUUACAGUAAAUCGGGAGUGAAUGCUGCCAGAGCCUUACUUCGACUACUAGCAGAUGAGGGUCCGUCAAGAGUAUUAAUGAUUGACCAAGGCUUAAAUGUGCCGGAGGUUCUGGCCGCUGCUGAUGAAUGGGAUGUGACCGUAAUAGCUGCCCCACCUCGUGGAGAAGAGUUGAGAGGAUGGGGUGAACGGGCCCAUAGAGAUGUGCAUGCUGUUAUUCGUGGAUGUUUAUGGGAUCUGGCUGCUGACCAUAAGCUUCCUUCAGAAGAUGAGUUCUUACGUAUACUCAAUAGAGCGGUCACUAUUGUUAAUAUGACUCCUUAUGUUGAUGGCUCACCACUUUGCCCUUUCCUUGUCUGUCGAGGACAUAGUAGGAUGAUUGGUGAUAUUGAUGCCAAGAAGGAGGCUGAAGAUAUUCGAAAGGCUAUAUUUGAUGGUNNNNUCUUCGCUGUCUCUUUCGAGAUCGGUGAUAGAAAAAUCUGUCCCCGUAGCUGCUGCUGGCGCCGAUGA